Molecule: messenger RNA, 2291 nt
Organism: Ziziphus jujuba (common jujube)
Lineage: Eukaryota; Viridiplantae; Streptophyta; Magnoliopsida; Rosales; Rhamnaceae
Product: methylenetetrahydrofolate reductase (NADH) 2
Exons: 12
Coding region: 200-1987 (595 amino acids)
Biological process (GO): tetrahydrofolate interconversion
Cellular component (GO): cytosol
Molecular function (GO): FAD binding; methylenetetrahydrofolate reductase [NAD(P)H] activity
Source: RefSeq, a predicted model, not a curated record
UCAAAUUCUCACUCACAACCAAUAAAGUUGUUUUGCUCCUCCAACCAACCCACGCUCGCAUAAAUACUCGCUGUCCCAAAACCAAAACCUGCCAUAUUGCAUUUUUGGAUCCAAUCUUCUUUCCUCUCUCUCUUAAGCAUUUUGGAUCAAAUUCUUCCUUCCUCUUAACUGAUUGGAUAGAUAAAAUUGAUAAAGAGAAAUGAAGGUGAUAGAGAAGAUCCAAGAUGCAUCAUUGGAUGAGAAGAAGGUAGUUUUCUCGUUUGAAUUCUUCCCUCCAAAGACCGAGGAUGGGGUAGACAACCUCUUUGAGAGGAUGGAUCGCAUGGUUGCCCACAAUCCAACCUUCUGUGAUAUCACCUGGGGUGCUGGUGGCUCCACUGCUGAUCUCACCCUGGACAUUGCCAACAGAAUGCAGAAUAUCAUCUGUGUGGAGAGCAUGAUGCAUCUUACCUGCACAAACAUGCCUGUGGAGAAGAUUGACCAUGCCCUAGAUACAAUUAAAUCCAAUGGCCUCCAGAAUGUCCUUGCUCUCCGAGGUGACCCCCCUCAUGGCCAGGACAAGUUUGUUCAGACCGAGGGCGGGUUCGCUUGUGCUCUUGACCUGGUGAAACAUAUCAGGGGCAAGUAUGGUGACUACUUUGGAAUAACUGUUGCUGGUUACCCAGAGGCACAUCCAGAUGUGAUAGGAAGUAAUGGCGUGGCUUCCCUAGAAGGAUAUCAAAGCGAUCUUGCAUACUUGAAGAGAAAGGUUGAUGCUGGAGCAGAUUUAAUUAUCACUCAAUUAUUCUAUGAUACUGAUAUUUUCCUCAAAUUUGUGAAUGACUGUCGCCAAAUUGGAAUCACUUGUCCCAUUGUUCCCGGAAUUAUGCCCAUCAAUAACUAUAAAGGUUUCCUACGCAUGACUGGUUUUUGCAAAACGAAGAUACCGGCUGAGAUUACUGCUGCAUUGGAGCCUAUCAAGGACAAUGAAGAAGCUGUAAAAGCAUAUGGGAUUCACCUUGGAACAGAAAUGUGCAAGAAGAUUUUGGCGCAUGGAAUUAGAACUUUGCAUCUUUACACUCUGAACAUGGAGAAAUCUGCACUGGCUAUUUUAAUGAAUCUUGGAUUAAUUGAAGAGUCUAAAAUACAAAGGCCGUUACCUUGGAGACGUCCUACAAAUGUUUUUCGAGUUAAAGAAGAUGUUCGUCCAAUAUUCUGGGCUAAUCGCCCAAAGAGUUAUUUAUCAAGGACUAUAGGUUGGGAUCAGUACCCACAUGGUCGAUGGGGAGAUUCUCGUAACCCUUCGUAUGGAGCACUUUCUGAUUAUCAGUUCAUGAGGCCACGUGCUCGUGGGAAGAAAUUGAUUGAAGAAUGGGUGACACCCUUGACUAACAUUGAUGAUGUUUAUGAGAAAUUUAAGAAAUUCUGCCUUGGAAAAUUGAGAAGCAGCCCCUGGUCAGAAUUAGAUGGACUUCAACCAGAGACAAGGAUCAUAAAUGAUCAGUUGGGAAGAAUUAACACAAAGGGUUUCCUUACCAUCAAUAGCCAACCAGCAGUAAAUGGGGAAAGGUCUGAUUCCCCGGUUGUUGGAUGGGGGGGGCCAGGAGGAUAUGUUUACCAGAAGGCCUAUCUAGAGUUUUUCUGCUCCAGGGAGAAGUUGGAUGCUCUUGUUGACAAAUGCAGAGCUCUCCCAUCUCUAACCUAUGUGGCUGUAAACAAAGAAGGGAGUUGGUUAUCCAAUAUCGGUCAAAGUCAAGUGAAUGCUGUAACAUGGGGAGUCUUUCCAGCUCGUGAGAUUAUUCAACCAACUGUUGUGGAUCCUGCCAGCUUCAUGGUGUGGAAGGAUGAGGCUUUUGAAAUCUGGUCCAGGGGAUGGGCUCGUCAUUACCCCGAGGGUGAUGCUUCCAGAAAAUUGCUUCAAGAGAUAGAAAAUGCCUAUUUCUUGGUCAGUUUAGUAGAUAAUGACUAUAUCAAUGGCGAUCUUUUUGCUGUUUUUGCUGACUUCUGAGGUAAGCUGCCUCGGUCUGUUAUUGCACUUGCGAAGUCGGCACAAGUACUCAAAAAUGGUGCUUCUACAGCUAGUUGAAUUAUAAAUUUAUUGUUACUGCGAUGUUAUAAUAACAGAGUGGGAUCAUGACACCUCCAUGUCCUAUUUCAAUCUCCUCUUGGCAACAUCUUCUUAGGAACCAGCACAAAUAGCUAUAUUUCUAUAUAUUGAAUCUUUUGGUUAUUUGUUGUCAUUGUCAUUGUAUUUUUUAUCAUUAAAACUAUUUUAUUGUACUAAUGGCUGUGUUGGAUUGUCCAAUUUGUUA